Messenger RNA from Leptonychotes weddellii (Weddell seal), 2452 nucleotides. The record is from RefSeq and is a predicted model, not a curated record. NCBI's taxonomy places the organism in Eukaryota, Metazoa, Chordata, Mammalia, Carnivora, Phocidae.
GAGCUGGGAGAGGCCAGUGGGAAUCCCUGCUUCAUGUGGUCUCUUAGCCCCCAUCAGGUGCUGUUCAGAUCCACCUGCCUCAAAUUUUAUUCCAUGUGGAACUCAGUCCAAGUCUCUGGAGGGGUAGCUCACCUGUGUCCCCCUGACUUUUUAAGGCUUCAUCUCAGAAGGAACCAGGGAGUCUCCCCCCAUUUCUCUGUCUUUCCACCUCUGUCCCCUUUAUCUCUUUGUUCCCUCAUCUGUGUCCCCACCUCCCCGUGUCUCCCUGCCCCCUCCCCCUUCUGUGUCUGCCACCGCAUCUCCUCCAGCCUGCUUGGGCUGCGGCCCAGCUGCCCUGCCUGGCCAUCCUCCCUGGCUCCCCCUCUGCAGCUCUGAGCUGGCCCCACCCCCUGCCCCCCCUCAGCCAGGCCUCUGAUCCGCCUGUGGACACAGAGGUCGGGCGCCCGGCACAAGGCCCCCGGGGCCCAGGACGCAUCACUGCCCCUCAGCACCCACAGAGGCCUCCCCGCGGCCCUAGCAGAGGAUCCCCCGGCGGAGGGCAUGGGGGUGGGCUGCCCCACCAGGUUCGGGGCGCCCGCCCCCCACUAGGCCAAGUGGAGGGGGUGCCCCCGCCCAAUGGGCCUGGCCUGGGCCCUGCGCCGCCUUAGCGGCGCCCUGGAGCCAGGGGAGGGCCGCGCCGGCGAUGAGGAGGAGGCCGGGCCGGGGCUGUGCCGCAACGGAUGGGCGCCGUCGCCGGCGGGGCGGCGCCGCGGGCGCUUCGUCAAGAAGGACGGGCACUGCAACGUGCGCUUCGUGAACCUGGGCGGCCAGGGCGCGCGCUACCUGAGCGACCUGUUCACCACGUGCGUGGACGUGCGCUGGCGCUGGAUGUGCCUGCUCUUCUCCUGCUCCUUCCUCGCCUCCUGGCUGCUCUUCGGCCUGGCCUUCUGGCUCAUCGCCUCGCUGCACGGCGACCUGGCCGCCCCGCCGCCGCCCGCGCCCUGCUUCUCGCAGGUGGCCAGCUUCCUGGCCGCCUUCCUCUUCGCGCUGGAGACGCAGACGUCCAUCGGCUACGGCGUGCGCAGCGUCACCGAGGAGUGCCCGGCCGCCGUGGCCGCCGUGGUGCUGCAGUGCAUCGCCGGCUGCGUGCUCGACGCCUUCGUCGUGGGCGCCGUCAUGGCCAAGAUGGCCAAGCCCAAGAAGCGCAACGAGACGCUCGUGUUCAGCGAGAACGCCGUCGUGGCGCUGCGCGACCGCCGCCUCUGCCUCAUGUGGCGCGUCGGGAACCUCCGCCGCAGCCACCUGGUCGAGGCCCACGUGCGGGCCCAGCUGCUGCAGCCUCGUGUGACCCCGGAGGGUGAGUACAUACCACUGGAUCAUCAGGAUGUGGACGUGGGCUUUGAUGGUGGCACCGAUCGAAUCUUCCUUGUGUCUCCCAUCACCAUCGUGCACGAGAUCGACUCUGCCAGUCCUCUGUAUGAACUAGGACGUGCCGAGCUGGCCCGGGCUGACUUUGAGCUGGUGGUCAUUCUCGAAGGCAUGGUGGAGGCCACGGCCAUGACCACACAGUGUCGCUCCUCCUACCUCCCUGGUGAGCUGCUCUGGGGCCAUCGUUUUGAGCCGGUCCUCUUCCAGCGUGGCUCCCAGUACGAGGUUGACUAUCGCCACUUCCACCGCACUUACGAGGUCCCAGGGACACCAGUCUGCAGCGCCAAGGAGUUGGAUGAACAGGCAGAGCGGGCUUCCCACAGCCCCAAAUCUAGUUUCCCCGGCUCUCUGGCUGCAUUUUGUUAUGAGAAUGAACUUGCACUGAGCUGCUGCCAGGAGGAAGAGGAGGAAGAGGAGGCCAAGGAGGGGGAUGGGGUGGAGGCAGAAGAUGGGACUGCCAGCCGCCAAGUACUCACACCAACCCUGGCACUGACCCUGCCCCCGUGAUGCCCAGCUGGUGUCUCCCUAUUUGUACCCCCUUCCCAGAGAUAGCAAGAUGGAGAGUUAGGGCCCUCUCCUGGGAUGGGGGCAGGUGUUUCCCAAGCCCGACAGACCUGCUGGGUAAAUUAUUAGCUGGUGAAGUUCUGCCAUGCCUAGUGGACCCACCACAGACAUACUGGAUCUUAAUUCCUCUGCGGCCCAUGCUCCCUCCCAAGACCCCUUUAUCAGCCUGAUUCCUGAGUCUCCCCAGAGCUGAGGGAUCCAGAAUUCUGGACCACCCAAGAGGCAAGGACUGGUGGUUCUAGAUUCCUCUAAUGUGGCUGGGUUGGUUUGUCGAGCAGGGUCAGUAAUCAGUGGUAUAUACUGUCUCCAGGGACGGAACAGAGAUUUAAGAGUUUGCAGAUCUGGACUGACCUAAGAUUCAAGGGACUGUUGCUUCUCGACUCAGCUAACCAAGUAGCAAAUCAUUUUUUUCUAGACCAUGUAAGGAGGGAGGGUUAUGGAAUGCCCCAAGAAUUCAAGACUAUCUUUAUUAACCAAUGAC